UUUGAGAUCUUCAUUUUGACUUCAAAAUUUAAUGUUACGUAUAUUAUUUGCCAUAAUUAUAUAUGGCUAACUCUUCCGCAAGUUGGUAUAUAGGAAUAGGAUAUCCAUAUAUAUACAACAAAUUAAUAUCGCUAUUUAAGUAAUAGUUCUCUUCUUCAAGUUCCGAUCAGAGCGAGGGAAAAAAAAAUGGCUAAUCUUCGUCUAAUGAUCACUCUAAUCACAGUUUUGGUUUGUUUAUUCUCGAGCUUCACCAAAUCAUCCAAAGACAUUAGAAUUGAUUUACCUAAAUCCCUUAACCUCACCCUUUUAACCGAUCCUUCCACCAUCUCCGCCGCCUCUCAAGACUUCGGAAACAUCACCACCGUCACUCCCGGCGGCGUAAUCUGCCCCUCCUCAUCCUCCGAUAUAUCUCGUCUCCUCCACUACGCCGCGAACGGAAAAAUAACGUUCCAAGUGGCGGCUCGCGGCCAAGGCCACUCCUUGAAAGGCCAAGCCUCCGUCUCGGGAGGAGUCGUCGUCAACAUGACAUGUCUCUCUGACGUGGUGGUUUCGAAAGACAAGAAGUAUGCUGACGUGGCGGCGGGGACGUUGUGGGUGGAUGUGUUGAAAAAGACGGCGGAGAAAGGUGUUUCGCCGGUUUGUUGGACGGAUUACUUGCAUAUAAGCGUCGGAGGAACGCUGUCAAAUGGCGGAAUCGGUGGUCAAGUGUUUCGAAAUGGUCCUCUUAUUAGUAACGUCCUUGAGUUGGACGUUAUAAGUGGGAAAGGUGAAAUGUUGACAUGCUCGCCAAAGCUAAACUCAGAAUUGUUCUAUGGAGUGUUAGGAGGUUUGGGUCAAUUUGGAAUUAUAACCCGGGCCAGAAUUGUUUUAGACCAUGCACCUAAAAAGGUCAUUAUUCAUGAAAAGAUGAAAACUAUGCAAAUCAGACUUAAAUCUUAG
Camelina sativa (false flax) is the source of this 939-nucleotide messenger RNA. The record is from RefSeq and is a predicted model, not a curated record. NCBI's taxonomy places the organism in Eukaryota, Viridiplantae, Streptophyta, Magnoliopsida, Brassicales, Brassicaceae.